This is a messenger RNA of Trichomonas vaginalis G3, 474 nucleotides long. RefSeq names its product amino acid transmembrane transporter protein. The record is from RefSeq and is a predicted model, not a curated record. The coding region runs from base 1 to 474 and encodes 157 amino acids. Gene Ontology annotation, biological process: amino acid transmembrane transport. The transcript has a single exon. Lineage: Eukaryota; Parabasalia; Trichomonadida; Trichomonadidae. Gene Ontology annotation, molecular function: amino acid transmembrane transporter activity.
AUGUUUGGACAGACAUCUCAGCCACUUAUUCUUAAUAACUUUGAAGAUUCAGACCUUCUCUUCAUCAUUAUUAGAAUUGCUUGCUUCAUCGUUCUCGUUGCGACAUAUCCAAUUGUAGGUUUGACCUUACUCACCAAUUGGUCAACACUUAUCUACAAGACUGAAGAGCACUUAGAGCUUCCUUGGACAAAGCGAGGUGUUCUUUAUAUCCUUGAGAACGGUUUGCCCCUUUUGCUUGGCAUUUUCUUGCCAAAUGUCAGACCAGCUUUAUCUAUUGGUGGAGCGUUUGGAGGAGGAAUCACAAAUUUCUUCCUUCCACCACUCAUGUACAUAUUUGUCUACCAAAAGACAAAGAAAGACGUGAUGUUCUGGGUUAUGGCAUUCUUCUCCGGACUCGGACUCGUUUUUGCAGGAAUUUCUACAUACGAGUCUGUUAUUGAUGCUAUCAAUGCAUUCAAGAGUCAGUCAAUAUAA